Molecule: messenger RNA, 1294 nt
Organism: Daldinia loculata
Lineage: Eukaryota; Fungi; Ascomycota; Sordariomycetes; Xylariales; Hypoxylaceae
Product: F-actin capping protein, alpha subunit
Exons: 5
Coding region: 161-979 (272 amino acids)
Biological process (GO): actin cytoskeleton organization; barbed-end actin filament capping
Cellular component (GO): actin cortical patch; F-actin capping protein complex
Molecular function (GO): actin filament binding
Source: RefSeq, a predicted model, not a curated record
CCCACUUAGCUGCCCCGCGCUCCCUGCGUUUCAAUAAGUCAAGACUAAAUUGGGGCAACGGAGACGACAACGCUUGUGAUACUUUUCCUAAUGGUACCUUAAUUUAAUCCCUUCUUCGGACUUAAACCUCUUCACAAUAGGACAAUAGGACAAACUCAAGAUGGCUACCUCUUUAGAAACCGUGGAGUCCUUUGUAGAGGGUGCACCCCCUGGCGAGCUCGCAGAUGUCAUAAACGAUAUCAAGGCUCUAACCUUCAACGAACCCGAUAUUGUCUCUAGACUAGGACCCGCGUUCGAGAGGUACAACGAGGAGCAAUUCGUCACCGCCAAGCUGCCCGGCAGCAGCCAACAAGUUAUCAUCAGCUCGCAUAGCUCCCUCGGUAACGGACGAUACUACGAUGUUGAGAGCUCGUCAAGCUUCGCCUUCGACCACGUCACCCAGAAAGCGAGCAACGUCCAGAGCCACGUGCUAGAAGGACCCCAGGCAGAUUUAGUGAAGUCGACACUAAAAAGCGUCUCGGCAUACGUUAAGGAGCACUUCCCGAGCGGUUCGUAUGGCGUGUACUCGAUCGAGGGCGACUCCAAGGUCGCCGUUAUAAUCGUGGCCAACAAGUACAGCCCGAACAACUACUGGAACGGCCGUUGGCGCUCCCUCUACAUAUUCGACCCUUCGAGCAGCAGCAUCGAGGGCAGCGUCAAAGUCGACGUGCACUACUACGAAGACGGCAACGUGCGCCUACUCACCAACAAGCCCAUCACCGCAUCCGUGUCAUCAGGCACCGGAGCCGGCAUCGCCAAGGAGAUCAGCGCUAGUGAGCGCAAGUACCAAGAGGAACUGAACAGAGGAUUCACGAGCCUAAGCGAAGGCGCCUUCAAGGGCCUGCGGAGACAGUUGCCCGUCACGCGCCAGAAGAUCGAGUGGGAUAAGGUCGCGAGUUACCGUGUCGGACAGGAUAUUGGAGGGGCUGCUAGAAGAUAGUAGUGACGGGGAGGAAAGGUGCUGUUAGAUGUUUUGUUGGAGGUGUGAUGUGGAAUAUCGGUCGACCCCGGUGAGGCCCGGAGUGUUGUAUUUGCUUAGCCAGCCUGAGUAAUUUAGCGUAGCAUAUGCUGAACAAGGACGUCUUGAUGAAUACGAAGGAUGAGUAGAGUUUAUGUCUCGAAUAUUUGCCCAAGGGACUUGCAAGUUAGAUGAAAUCCAUGUUGCAUAUUUUAUUUCACCACUACAGGUGCUUAGGUUUCUACAUACACCUCUAGACGAUCAGACGCGAAUGCACUUAACUGGGCAGAAAAGAGC